GCAGACUCAUCCACAGCACUGAGGAGACUGCCCCUUGGUGUGUCCUCUCCUGCCUUCCUGCUCAGGUAGUAGGGGUUUCCUGCUUACAUGCUGUAGCAGGCACCUUCCUUGCUCUGCAAGUUUCUCUAUGCCUGGAACAGAAAUUGUUGGGUGAUACAGCAGAAACAUUACAAUGGCGGCAGAGGUGAGGACUCAGUUGGCUGAACAUCCACUGACAAGUCCAAAGGCCAAGCUGAAACCGGAGAAGAAGUCUGGGCACCGGCCAGAGAGCCAUGGGGACAGUGGGCCACAGAAAGCACAGGCACCACCCCCACCCGAAACGUGUGACCCAUAUCCAAGAUCUCACUGGGAAGCCCGUCUGUGUCGUGAGGGACGAGUUCUCUCUGAUCCCCUUGCCUUGGUCUACCCCCUUACCCCGCUGUCUGACGGGGAUGCCCACCAUCUCUAUACCCAUCGGGGACCCACAGUCCAAUCGGAACCCCUGGCUCUCUUUUGUCCUGGCUCCAGGUACCUAAAGGAAGUGAAGCUAUAUCAGACGGUGUGUAUCCAAACACAAGCAUCCACCAACAUGCUCACCAGCAUGUCCCAGCAACGCCCCAGGAAGGACAUCAACACCACCCCCUUUAGAAAGCCCUGGAAGAGGGAGUUGAAGGAGCUGACUUCCCGAGUGGCUGUCUUUACCAAGGAGACAGAACUGAAGAACAAAGAGCAGAAGGAGGAGCCUCCAAGGGAGCGGGGAGCAAAGUACUCUGCUGAGACUGGAAGGCUCAUUCCUGUCUCCACCCAAGCUCUCAGUCGCCGCAGCUUUCACCAGCGACAGCGGAGCCACUCUUCCAACAGAGAUGGAGGAGCCCAGGCCUCCCUCCUGCAGGACCAGGAGCUUCUGAUCCUGGAGCUUCUCUGCCAGAUUCUGCAGACAGAUUCACUGAGUGCCAUCCAGCUCUGGCUGCUCUACGCGCCCCUUCAGGAGAAAGACCUUGCUCUAGGCCUCCUGCAAACUGCCGUGGCUCAGCUCCUCCCCCGACCCCUAGACUCCAUUCCAGCAGAAACGCUCUUGGACCAACUUCAGGAAGUCCAAGAGCCACCUCAAGAGAAGCCACAGCCACCCUACAGUCAAUCCCUGAAGAAGGCCAAGUCACCACCUCUGCCCCAAAGCGAAAAACCAGUUUACAUCGGCAAAGCUCAAGUCCUCAAGGUGCACUCCGGCAAGGAUGAAGAGGAAAAAGCAUCCAAGCCAAAGUCAGAGAGCUGAGGAUGCCAGAGCUAGGUGACUUCUCCAGCUUCCAUCUCAGGUGGUCCCCAAAUUCCAGGAGUCCCUGGCCCGCCACCUCCUCAGAGCCCCUGAUCGCCUACCACAGAGCCUGCUAAUAAAGCCCUGUCUUCCUUCGGAGGGGACAGUCCCACUCA
Molecule: messenger RNA, 1407 nt
Organism: Heterocephalus glaber (naked mole-rat)
Lineage: Eukaryota; Metazoa; Chordata; Mammalia; Rodentia; Bathyergidae
Source: RefSeq, a predicted model, not a curated record